Molecule: messenger RNA, 1106 nt
Organism: Vitrella brassicaformis
Lineage: Eukaryota; Vitrellaceae
Source: the annotation of a GenBank genome assembly
CCGAUUUGAGCGUCAACACCGCGAUAGUCAAACGAAUGACCACGAUAGUCUAAUUCAUAUGCACACACGAGACACAUCCAAGGGAAUUGAGUGCAUUGCCGUCUGCCUCUCUGAGCGUCAUCGUGAGGCGGGGCUGCGAUGAACGCCAAGACAUCGCAGCCCGACAUCCCGAUCACGCUCAGAAAGGUACAAAGCAACACAGUCAUUCGACAACAGGUCUGAAUGCACAACAUACUCCAAAGCAAGGCCAUCUAUGCUGUACACACGCGCACUAUGCCCACAGUACGACGUCCCUCCCCAGCUGGCUGCCUCCCUCAGUCGGUGACAGACAACUCACAGCGUCCAGAAGAGCAGCAUGAGCCCUCUGAGGUACUGCAUGACCUCCCCCGCCCCCAGCUUGGACGAGCCAUAGAUGCGGUCGACGAAGGUGAUGGGGCACUCGGCCACUGUGUAGCCCAUCUUGGUGGCCCUCGUGAUGAGUUCCAUCUGGAACACAUAGCCCCUGCUGACCACACGCGAGAUGACCUCCUCGAACACCGCCCGUCGAUAGAGCCGAAAGGAGCCCGUGAGGUCCGACACACCGGGGCUGAGCAUCACCUGCGCCAGGUAGUUGGCCACACGGCUGGUCAGGAUGCGCCGCAUGUCCCAGCCGUACACACCGCCGCCCCUCCCCUUGUAGCGCGUUCCCGUCACGAUGUCGGCCUGUGUGGUCCGCUGGAUGGCGAUGAACUGGGGGAUGAACUUGGGGUGGUGCGACAGAUCGGCGUCCAUCAGGAGGAUGAAGGCGCCCUUUGCGACCUCCAGGCCGCUGCGGUAGGCCGUGCCGAGGCCCAGCUUGCCGGGCCGCUCAUGCAGCCGGAUGUGUCUGUCGCCGUAGAUGCGCUGCAGCUGUCUGCAGACGUCUGCCGUGCCGUCAGGGCUGCUGUCGUCCACCACCACCACCACCACCACCUCCCAAUCGCCGAUGCCCGCCUUCUGCAGCUCACCCACAAUCAGCCAGAUGAUCAGCGGCAGGUUGUCGCGCUCAUUGUACGUCGGCAAGAUAAUGGAGUACUCCACCAUCGCUGCGGCUGCAAAGAGGCGCAAAGAUCUGCAGAUCUGCACAC